AUGAGCUUGGCAAAUGGAACGGAUCAACUAGCAUUUCUGGCUUUCAAGGCUCGCAUAACCAAUGAUCCCUUCCAUGUUGUGAGCUCCUGGAAUGACUCUGUCCCCUAUUGCAAGUGGCCAAACAUUUUAUGUGGCGGUCACCAGCAUCCAAACAGGGUCAGAGCCUUGCAUUUACAGUCUAGUGGAUUGGUGGGAUCCAUGACUCCAGAAAUAGGAAAGCUCACUUUCCUCUGCGAGAUUUUGCUCCACAACAACAGCUUCCAUGGUGAAAUCCGUCAUGAAGUAAGCUUUCGGUCCAGACUUCGUUAUUUAUACCUACACAACAAUACAUUUCAAGGGGAAAUCCCACCCAACAUAACACGAUGUUCCAACCUUAGACAAAUCAGUUUAGGUUUCAACAAUCUUGUGGGAAAAUUUUCAGUAGAACUUGGUACCUUGUCGAAGCUUCAAUUCCUUGCAUUCCAUUUCAAUAGAUUGACGGGACAGAUCCCACCUUCCGUUGGAAAUCUUUCAUCCCUUGACACCGUUUCCACAGCAGCCAAUCACUUAAGUGGAAGUAUUCCAAAUGCCCUUGCCCAAUUGAAAAGAUUAGAGUAUCUCACGCUUGCUGAAAAUAAGUUGUCUGUAACUAUCCCUCUAGGUAUAUAUAAUCUUUCCUCACUCAUUGGUUUUGAUGUUGGAGUUGAACAACUUGAACUUGGUGGAAACAGUCUUAGUGGGAAAGUGGAUAUCCAUUUUGAAGGCCUAUCAAAUCUCAAUUGGCUUUCAAAGUAUUCGAAUCACUUGGGAAGUGGAGGGGUUGAUGACCUGAAUUUUGUCGACACAUUGACCAACUGUAGUAGUUUAACAUUUUUGGACCUUUCUGGAAAUCGGUUUGGUGGUGUGUUCCCCAACUACAUAGUAAACUUAUCAAUCCAACUGACAAUGCUCUUUCUGUCAAAUAAUCAAAUAUCUGGAGAAAUCCCAGUGGGGAUAGGGAAAUUUGAAAGCUUACAAAGCUUGGGCCUAUAUGGUAACUUAUUGGAAGGAAGUAUUCCGACUUCAAUUGGGAGACUUCAAAUGCUAAAUCAACUCAAAUUAUACAGGAAUAGAUUCACAGGGCCAAUCCCUUCUUCUUUUGAAAACUUGACACUCUUGAUUGAACUCUCCUUAAGUGAAAAUCUCUUGCAAGGAAAAAUACCUUCAAGUCUUGCAAAAUGCAAAUAUUUGUUACGCUUGGACCUUUCCAGUAAUAGUUUCAGUGAUAUCAUCCCUAGAGAGAUAUUUGAUUUUUCCACGUUGAUAGAGCUAAACUUGAGUAGAAACUCAUUCUUUGGUUUUUUACCUUUGCAAGUAGGUCGACUAACCAAUCUUGGAAUCCUAGAUGUUUUUGAGAACAUAUUGUGUGGGGAAAUCCCUAGCACCCUUGGCAUUUGUACAAGCCUAGAGCACCUUUUUAUGGAGGUGUCUCUGGUCUUGCAGCAUAUACUUGGGGAUUAA
Macadamia integrifolia is the source of this 1479-nucleotide messenger RNA. RefSeq names its product putative receptor-like protein kinase At3g47110. The transcript is spliced from 2 exons. Lineage: Eukaryota; Viridiplantae; Streptophyta; Magnoliopsida; Proteales; Proteaceae. The record is from RefSeq and is a predicted model, not a curated record. Bases 1 to 1479 code for a protein of 492 amino acids. Gene Ontology annotation, molecular function: protein binding.